AUGUCAUUCGGCAGAAGGACAUGGGACCGUGAAGAAUACGCUGCCCAAUCUUUAAAUUCAUCUGAUAGAAAAUCGCAUCUAUCGUCAUUGGAUGAAGAACAAUUGAAGGUAUUAAAGGAUAGAUAUACAAAUUUCAACAAACUCUUAGAAUAUAAUGAAAGAGAUUUGAACAAAAGGACUUUGUCUGCAGCGUUAAGCGAACAUAAAAAGGGGAAGCAAUUCGGUUUUUAUUGUGAACUCUGUGAUUUAACAUUUAAGGAUACACUACAGUUUGUAAAUCAUUUGAAUCAUAAAACACACUCCAUUAAAUUCGAAAGUGUAUUUAAUGAGCCACUAUUGACAGAUACAAGGGACAAUGACUUAGUUCCAGUAAAUGAGGUACGAUCACAGUUUCAUAAGUCGGUUGCAGUUUUUAUUAAAAAUAACACUCUUCCUUCACGUAGGUUGAAUAUAACAAAGAAACCGAAAAUUGCAUCUUCUAAACGGAAUGAAGAAGUGCAAAAGACAAACUCUGAAAUUGAGAAUGUAAUGGGUUUCCGACAGUUUACAAGCACAAAAAAAUGA
Messenger RNA from Kluyveromyces marxianus DMKU3-1042, 564 nucleotides. RefSeq names its product U4/U6-U5 snRNP complex subunit SNU23 (gene SNU23). Lineage: Eukaryota; Fungi; Ascomycota; Saccharomycetes; Saccharomycetales; Saccharomycetaceae. The record is from RefSeq and is a predicted model, not a curated record. The transcript has a single exon. Gene Ontology annotation, cellular component: U4/U6 x U5 tri-snRNP complex; spliceosomal complex. Bases 1 to 564 code for a protein of 187 amino acids. Gene Ontology annotation, biological process: mRNA splicing, via spliceosome.